AUGUACGCGUAUGAGCAUAUACUUCGUAGACAUUGCCAAGUUUGCCACAUCGAGGUGGGAAAAACAGCUGCAUUUUGCGUGCCCACAAAAAAGCCAAAUGCCCAUGGUCAUUUGGUGGACCCAUGCGUUGUGAGAUACUUGUUACGCCCGAGCGGAGUGGCAUCUCUUACGUCAAUCAUGAUGUUCCAUAGGCACAUUUUUCAUACGCGCUCGAGUUGUGCAAAUGCAUCGUACUAA
Malassezia globosa CBS 7966 is the source of this 237-nucleotide messenger RNA. RefSeq lists its product as uncharacterized. Bases 1 to 237 code for a protein of 78 amino acids. Lineage: Eukaryota; Fungi; Basidiomycota; Malasseziomycetes; Malasseziales; Malasseziaceae. The record is from RefSeq and is a predicted model, not a curated record. The transcript has a single exon.